CUAAUCUUGUCUACUGUAAUGUGAUCAGCUGACAAUGACCUUAUACUUUGAUAUACGAGUGCAAAAUCCAGAGACUGCUUCUAUAAGCACCUUUGCAACGUGGCACAAUAAUUAUCCGUUGCUAGCUGUCGCUGCGUAUUCUCAAGACAAGGGUGGCUUCGUAAUCAUCUACGAUGAUCAAGGUGAACCUGUGCAGGACGUCGAGUCGCCGGGACAUGCUGUAGCACAAGUUACCACGCUCGCAUGGCAUCCGGAGAGGACAUGGUUGGCAGCAGGAUGGGAAAGCGGAGAGUUACGCGUAUGGCCUGGCGACACUGGAUCCCAAGAGUUCAAUGUAAUAGUGACUCCUCAUCGGGAUCCUAUCACAAUUUUACAAUGGAGCCAGCAUGGUGGCCGCUUAGUCUCCGCGGAUGCUGGUGGAUCCAUAGUUGGCUGGAAAAUCGACUCUAGAGGACAACUUCUCAUGACGUUCCAUCAUGAGCUGAAAGAAUCCUUUACACAAAUUGCAUUUAAAACAGCUCCUCCGAAACCAGUUGUUGACAUUAGUGGUCUAGCAAAGGCAGCAGUGGCUGGCGAUGAAAGAGCUCUGGACUUGUUCAGUUCUUGGCGUCCGAGAACAGCCGCACCAACGACAGUCCCAACUCAACGAGACAACCAUGCAUUUUACAUCGGUACCACAAGUGGCACCAUAUAUUUUGUCGACGCCCAGGGACAGUGCAAAGAGGUACUCAAUACUGACGGUAUGGCGCUGAGCUUUCUUCUGCAUCAUCAGACUAGGGAUUCCAUCGUCAUUAUGACAGAAGGAUUAAACAUCGGGCACUUCCAAGCGGAUCCAAUUAAUGGAGAGCUCACAGAAUUGACGAAGGUGAAAUUAAGUGGUAGAAGCGACACGUCGCGUCUCACCAAUCUCGCCCUGUGUUGGGUCAGCGGAAAUACUUUAGCGAUACUUACGGGAGAACUCACUGUACGAUGUUGGGAUCUUCACACGGGUGACUCAUACGUUCUCUCACCUCCAGAUUCGUCGAACGGGAACAUCGCCACUCCUCAAGAAAUGUGCACCAGCUUGGCGUUCUGCAAGAGUAAUGAUACUUUGGCAGCCGGUACCAAUCUGGGAACGAUUUAUCUGUGGAAGCGAAAAUCGGUGUCCGAGUGCGACGAGAAUGCCUGGCCGAGCGUUCCCGAGUCCUGCACGAUUCACGGCACGGUGAAGCAGUUGACGUGGGGUAGCAGUUUAUCGCGGAACUCCCUUCUGGCAGUCAAUUGCAUCACCAACGUGUUCAUCUUGCAUCAGCAGCCGAUGUGCGCUGUAUACAACGACGGUGUUUGCGCGAGUCAGCUCACUCCGACGCAGAUUCUGCUCGAAGCGGACGGGCAGACGUACACGUUGAAGACGGAGAUCCAGGUACAGGUGAUUGCCGUCAGUAAAGAGUAUGUCGCCGUUUCUUCGGGCAGACAGAUUGUCGUUCACCGUAUCAACCGAAGCGCCAAUCUCAAUGCGACUAUAUCGGCAACCUUUAGCUGUGAUACGGAAAAGAUGCUCAUCUAUGAACACACCUUGAUCGUGUUGACUCCAAUGAACAUACAGUUGCGUUCCAUAGAAGGCUCCGUUAUUCAGGCGCUUCCCAGCCUGCCGGAAGAGGGUGAACCCAUCACUAUGGAGCUAACAGGACAAUAUCUGACUGUAGCGUCGUUGAAUGGCAUUCUGAAGAUCUGGGACCUGGGUAAGCGCGAGGCUAAGCUGCAUACUCGAGCGAUGGCGGCAUACGAAGCGAUCAGUGACUUUGCCGAGAUCAUCGAAGCCAGAUGCAAUUCGGAUUGCCGUUGCGUCUCGAUCACGGUCGCCAUGGCGAACCUGAUGCCCAGUUCGGUUCUGUACGUCUGGGACAUCGAGAGCGAUCAGAUUUACGAAUUUGAUUUCGGCGAGUCGGACGAUGUUAUUGAUGACGACUCCGUUUUAGCUGCGCAAUGCAGGGGUAGAUUGGUCACGGCACAUUGCUGGGAUCUGGAGGACCCUAGGUUGCUAGUAUGCCGAGCUCAACGACUGGAAAACCGUGAUUCUAAGAGCUUUAAUAACAAUCAGGCAGUACAAGCUUCUGUGGUGCUGGCAUCGCUAUUUGCGACGACGGAUCAUGGUAUCGUCGUGCAGGACGUGAAGCCGAUCGCCGAUGAGAAUUGUCGAUUGCUAGGUGUGCAGUCGCCGCACAUCGUUAUUCUGAAUUCCGAGAAGAGUUUGGACAAAACCAGCAAGAUCACGUGGUUGUUAAUGAGAGACUUUGAGGAACUGGGAGAUUGCGAUUCCAUCACGAAGAAGGCAGUGAUGGACUUUAGUUACUACAUCAGCGUGGCGAAUAUGGACGAGGCAUUUAAAGCUAUCAAAUCUAUAAAGAACGAGGCUGUUUGGAAGAGCUUGGCGAAAAUGUGCGUGAAGACGAAGCAAUUAAACAUGGCCCUUCUUUGUUUGGGUCACAUGAAACAAGCUAGUGCUGCACGAGCUCUACGCGAAGCGAUGCAAGACGAUAGUUUGAGUCUGGAGGCACAAGUGGGAAUUCUGGCGGUUGAGCUUAAUCUUCAUGCCGACGCAGAACGUCUGUUUCGAGAAGCGAAGCGUCUAGAUCUGCUAGGCCGGCUAUUUGAGGCGCGAAAUAAAUUCAAAGAGGCAAUCGAAUUAGCGAGCAACGAGAACAAGAUUCGCGAAAAGACGAGUCACUACAAUUACGCUCGCGCACUAGAGCAACAAGAUAAAGUGGCGGAGGCUAUCGAUAUGUACACCAAAGCCGACUGUCAUCGGUUUGAGGUACCCAGAAUGCUACUGACGAGGCCCCGGGAACUUCUCGCGUACCUCAACAACACCGAAGACCUGGAAAUUAAAAAUUGGCACGCCCAGUACACCGAAUCAACUGGCGAUAUGGAGACUGCUUUGCAUCUGUACGAGCAGGCGAAGGACGCCCUAUCAAUGACGAGAUUGCUUUGUUACUUCGGUAGGGAGGACGAAGUGUGCGAAUUGGUAACUAGAACGAGUCACGCUGCGUCUGCAUAUCACCUUGCUGCGCAUUACGAGUCAAAGAACAAUGUUCCGCAGGCGAUCCACUUCUACACAGUGGCUAAAGCUUACACCAACGCGAUUCGGCUGUGCAAGGAGCAUGAUAUGUUGGAAGAGCUCUGGCCACUGGCCAUAUUAGCGCCACGGCACUCUCAAAUAGAGGUCGCGAAAUUCUAUGAAGAUAACGAUCAGCCGGAUCGUGCGGUGCUGCUCUAUCAUAAGGCUGGUCUUUUGCACAAGGCUUUAGAUGUUGCGUUCAAGACGCGACAGUACAGCGCGUUACAAUUGAUUAUCAUGGAUGUAAACGCGGAUUCUGAUCCAGCGUUGAUACGCAAAUGCGCCGACUAUUUUAUGCAGAACGAUCAGAUCGACAAAGCAGUGGAUUUGCUCGCGACCGGCAGAAACUACACGGCGACUUUAGAGCUGAUUCAGCAGCACAACGUCGCGUUGACAGAGGAACUUGCAGAGAAGCUGACGAUCGAGAAAGGUAGCAAUGACGACGCGGAACAGGAGCACUUGAGGAUCUCCACACUGGAGAGGAUCGCGGAGAUUGCCUUCGAUCAGGGCAACUACCAUCUCGCGACCAAGAAGUUCACGCAAGCCGGUAACAAGCUGCGCGCCAUGAAGGCAUUACUCAAGUCUGGAGACACCGAGAAGAUCUGCUUCUUCGCGCAAGUCUCGAGGAACCGCGAGAUCUACAUCAUGGCGGGCAAUUAUCUGCAAUCUCUAGACUGGCAGAAUCAGCCGGAAGUGUUGAAAAACAUCAUUAGCUUCUACUCGAAGGGCAAGGCGAUGGAUUUGCUGGCGAACUUUUACGUGGCGUGCGCGCAAGUGGAGAUCGACGAGUUUCAAAAUUACGAUAAGGCACUAGACGCGCUGAAUCAAGCGAGCAGGUGUCUGACCAAGGUGGUGACACCGCGGGAUCCGGAUGUUCACAAACGAGCAGUGGACCUCGUGAACAACAGGAUAUCGGUGAUUAAACGUUACCUGGAUAUUAAAAGAUUGUUCGACAGAGGCGAAACGGAGACGGCAAUGCAGCAGGUUCGUCACUUGCUGGACUCCCAGGGGCCUAACCUGGAGCAAUCGGUGCGUCGCGGCGACCUGUUCGCAACGAUCGCGCAACAUUACGCUAAUAUAGGAGACACCGAGAAAGCCUGGGCUACCGUUGAAGAAUUGAAACGCCUAGUACCAGGAAUUAAUUUAAGUUACUACUUUAAUGUAACUCUGCUCGAGGCAUUAGGAUAUAAAAUGAAAGUGCAACGGCAGGACAGCUCCGAUAAGGACGAUGGAAUUGAAGAGCUUUUAGGAGAGUAAACUCGACUCGAAAUCGAUUAGAGAAUUCAAUUGGACAAAAUGCAUGUCCGUCUAUUGUUGCAUUGUUUGUAAAAAGUAUUACAUUGAUAUUACAAUAUUUUCUCUUUGUUACGCUACGCCUUACGCUAUGUCUUUAUACAUCUUCCUUUUACAUAUACAUACAUGUAUAUAUAUAUAAAUUUUUGUCAUUAAAAAAUAUAAUAACCAGUCACUUACGCAAGUCUGCGUUACAACUAAUAUUACAAUGUGUGCAAAAA
Messenger RNA from Ooceraea biroi (clonal raider ant), 4611 nucleotides. RefSeq names its product intraflagellar transport protein rempA (gene rempA). Gene Ontology annotation, biological process: intraciliary retrograde transport. NCBI's taxonomy places the organism in Eukaryota, Metazoa, Arthropoda, Insecta, Hymenoptera, Formicidae. Gene Ontology annotation, cellular component: ciliary basal body; intraciliary transport particle A; axoneme. Gene Ontology annotation, molecular function: protein binding. The record is from RefSeq and is a predicted model, not a curated record.